AUGCUAAAGAACAGAAUCACAGAGCUUAACUUUGUCAACACUUUCACAAACGAGCUCAAACCCGAUGUCGCAACUCCCGGUCUACCAACUGUGAAGCCUACCAGUUUCCCGGCCAUCGCUCACAUUCAACGUCAAGUCAAAAACGCUCAUUACUCUUACUGCGAGCCCGAACCAACUCCUGGUGCUUUCCUAAUCGCUGCUUCGGAAUCUUCAGCUCGAUUAUUGGACUUGGACUUGCGUGCCAUACUUGCAAAUCCUCAAGCUAAACAAGAGUUUAUUGAUGUCAACUGUGGAAAUACUCUACUCGAAGGAACCAAUCCAUGGGCACAUGUCUAUGCUGGCUAUCAGUUUGGUUUCUUUGCUGGACAACUGGGAGAUGGACGAGCUAUAUCAUUAGGUGAACUCGUCAAUUCUCGUGGUGAAACGUGGGAGAUACAGCUCAAAGGAGCUGGAAAGACUCCAUACUCACGAUUUGCUGAUGGUUAUGCUGUCAUCCGUGAAUACUUGGCAUCAGAGGCAAUGCACUAUCUAGGAAUACCAACAUCUCGAGCGCUAGCACUCACAGGCUCAACCCGUGAUGUAUACAGAGAAACAGAAGAAAAGGGUGCCGUCGUAUCACGUAUUGCUCCAUCUUGGAUUCGAUUCGGUUCAUUCGAAUUACCAUACUCUCGUGGCGACAAGGACACUCUCAGGGUUUUGGCAGACUAUGUCAUUAGACAUCAUUAUCCUGAAUGUGAACACGGUGAAGAUGCCGUAGACGGUGGCAAAUACGUGAGGUUGGUUGAUCAAGUUGGUAAAAGGACUGCCAAAAUGGUUGCGUUAUGGCAAACUGUUGGGUUCUGUCAUGGAGUUAUGAAUACAGACAACUUUUCAAUUCUUGGACUCACGAUCGAUUAUGGUCCAUAUCAAUUCAUGGAUGCCUUUGAACCAGCAUAUAUUUGCAACCAUACUGACGAAGAUGGAAGAUACGCAUACAAUGAACAGCCUGGAGUUGCGUUUUGGAAUAUGUCAAGGUUGGCAUCAGCUAUAUCAGGACUUGUAGUCGAAGACCUUGGUGGUGAUACGAAGAAAGCCGAGGAAGUCUUGUUGGCGGUUUUAAACCCAUUCAAAGGGUUAUUGGAAGAGGAAUAUCUUACCGUGAUGAGAAAGAAACUUGGAUUAUUGACCUCCAAAGAUGAUGAUCUGACUACCAUCGUACAACCACUGCUAUCUAUAAUGGCGGAUACGCGUGCCGACUACACUCACUUCCUUCGAACACUAUCAACGAUUCCCUUCUUGAAAUCAAACAUCUUCCCAUCUGUAUCAUUCAAUGAAGCAUCACCGUCAGGAACAGUAGAUAUCCCCAUGGCUCCACCAUUCGAAUCGCGAUCGACACCAUCUGAACUAGGUCUACUAGCUCACUCAGAAACAAACCCAUUCGUUGUGUUGCAUCGAACAAACAACAAUAUCUUCCCUGACAUACCCGAAAGCCCGGCCGUAGUAGCUCGAUUCAUACAAUGGGGCAACCUAUAUAUAGAUAGACUGAAGUCUGAAAUGGGUGGUGCGUCGGCUUCGGAAUGUGAUGCUGAAAGGAUGAAGAGGAUGAAGCAAAUGAAUCCAAAAUAUGUCGUGAGGAAUCAUCUUGCUCAAGCUGUGAUUGAGGAGGCUGAGAAGGGAUCGUUUGAGUCUUUCAAUGGGUACAUGAAGGUGCUGGAAAGACCGUUUGAGGAAGGUAGUGAGGAGGAACAGAGGAAGUGGGGCGGAAACGUGCCUGCGAAUAUGCAAGGGUUGAGAUGUAGUUGUAGCAGUUAG
This is a messenger RNA of Synchytrium microbalum, 1791 nucleotides long. RefSeq lists its product as uncharacterized. NCBI's taxonomy places the organism in Eukaryota, Fungi, Chytridiomycota, Chytridiomycetes, Synchytriales, Synchytriaceae. The transcript is spliced from 8 exons. The record is from RefSeq and is a predicted model, not a curated record. Bases 1 to 1791 code for a protein of 596 amino acids.